AUGGUUGAUCUUACUCAUGAAUCCGAGAGUGGCAGCGAAAGCGACAUUGGUUCAGCUACACCAGAACUCGUUCCUUACGGUUCGCCUCCUGUUCUUGGAGGUGUUUCCCCUGUUGAUUCUACUGUCUCACGUUUCUCGCAUCAUGGAAACGGAUUUGGGGAUAGGGUUAUUGAAUAA
Glarea lozoyensis ATCC 20868 is the source of this 177-nucleotide messenger RNA. RefSeq lists its product as uncharacterized. The record is from RefSeq and is a predicted model, not a curated record. The coding region runs from base 1 to 177 and encodes 58 amino acids. The transcript is spliced from 2 exons. Lineage: Eukaryota; Fungi; Ascomycota; Leotiomycetes; Helotiales; Helotiaceae.